Molecule: messenger RNA, 2397 nt
Organism: Suillus clintonianus
Lineage: Eukaryota; Fungi; Basidiomycota; Agaricomycetes; Boletales; Suillaceae
Product: WD40 repeat-like protein
Exons: 12
Coding region: 207-2216 (669 amino acids)
Biological process (GO): proteasome-mediated ubiquitin-dependent protein catabolic process
Cellular component (GO): GID complex
Molecular function (GO): protein binding
Source: RefSeq, a predicted model, not a curated record
AUACAACCACUUCGAUACCGUCUGCCAGACACUGGUCACAGCUCGAAGAAUCUGUGGGUGACGUGCAAUCUGCUGCAUCAACAGAUACUGAGGUCUCAAGGCCUCGCAAACGACAAAGAAUCGAUAGUCUAAACACUCUGGACUCCACUUCAAACUCCCUUACUGUCAAUCACAGUCUUCGCGUCACUAAUUCGCCUCUCAACGCCAUGCGAAUUCCUGAAUCCGAUAAUAACUCCAAUCUGUCCUCUUCAUAUGAUUCCAUACCAGAGGCUGGCCCGUCUUGCGUCACCUUCGACAAGGCUGGUCAUUCCAAUGGAAUAAAUAAGGAGAAUGGCUUCUCUACCCCAGUGUCAAAUGGCACUACUCCAAACGGGUCUCUAUCAAUGGGGAAUGGCCUUGCCAAGCAUAAUUCGUCCGUCACGCGAGUGUCAUUGCCAGGCACCACCAUCUACGACGACCCAUAUCUUGAUCGAGAAGAGUUCGUGAGAUUAGUUAUCCAAAGUCUUAGAGACGUCGGGUAUAUAGAAUCUGCUGCCACUCUCGAGGCGGAGUCGGGGUACUCGUUAGAAGCACCUGAGGUGUCGGAAUUUCGGCAACAUAUUCUGCGCGGUGCUUGGGCUGAUGCAGAACCUUUGCUCGUUCAACUUGGAGUGACUGAUACGGACGCUCUUCUGGAUACACGGUUCCUCAUUGGGAAGCAAAAAUAUCUUGAACUACUGGAGGCGCGGAAAACCACCGCCGCAUUGCAGGUACUGCGGAACGAUUUAGCACCGUACAGCACGUCUUCAGAACAGGAGGAACUCCACGUAUUAUCUAGCUUGAUGAUGUGUUCAGAUCCAGAGGACCUGCGUCGACGUGCUUCUUGGGAUGGAGCGUCAGGAACAUCACGGCGACAACUUCUUGAUGAUCUACAACAUUAUAUACCUUCUUCGAUCAUGAUUCCCCAGCGCCGCUUUUCUACCCUUCUCACACAGUCGCGAGAAUAUCAGCGACAUCGUUGCCUCUACCACAACUCACCUGUGGAACCAUCUUCAUUCUCACUAUUUAGUGACCACACGUGCAACAAGGAGUCCUUCCCUCGAAUAACGACCACCAUCCUCGAAGUCCAUUCAGACGAAGUGUGGAACGUAGCCUGGAGUCACGAUGGUACCCAUCUUGCAAGCGCAAGUAAAGACAAGACUGCUAUUAUCUGGCGCAUCGGGCUCGAGGCAGAACCAUCAUCCCGUGAUUGUAUAGCGGAAUUCAUCUUGCGCGAUCACCCAUAUUCUGUUGGUUGUUUGGCUUGGUCAUUAGACGACUCUAUUUUGUCUACGUCCGCGGAUCACCUCAUUUUGCUAUGGGAUACAAAGACUGGAGUUCUGAUGAAGACACUCGAGAAUCAUGCUGAGACGGUAUCUGCCUUAGUAUGGCUACCUGACGGCUCAGGGUUUAUGUCAGGCAGCCUUGAUCGCAAGAUCGUAUUAUGGGAUAUGGAGGGCGAAUUACGGGAAUCAUGGAAUGAUAUAGCCAUACGUGUCACUGACGCUGCAGUGACUCCUGACAUGAGACGCCUGGUCGCUGUUGGGAUGGGAUACACCCCUCCACCAACGCUGGGGACACUGUCUCGUGGCCACGUCCGGGACGCAUCGCCACCUAUUGUAUCCAAUGGCAACAGUAAUCCGAUGGUGCCACGUUCGUCAGAGAACCGGAUGAUCAUAUAUGAUCUCAAGACUGGACAGGUUGAAUUAUCUGUUCACAUGGAGGGUGAACUCACAAGCGUGAAGAUUUCCGAGGAUUCUCGGUAUGCAUUAAUCAACCAUGCUCCAGAUGAAAUUCAUCUGUGGGACUUGGAAGAGUUCCGGCUUGCUCGCAAGUUCACUGGGCAACGACAAGGCCACCAUGUCAUCCGUAGUUGCUUUGGUGGCAUCGAUGGCAACUUCGUCAUCAGUGGGAGUGAAGAUCGCAAUGUCUAUGUUUGGCAUCGUGACACGGGUGCACUUUUAGAGGUACUGGAAGGCCACGGCGAGGGAAGCGUGAAUUCGGUGGCCUGGAAUCCCCGGAACAAGCGCAUGUUUGCAUCGUGUUCGGACGAUAACACGAUACGUGUGUGGGAGGCACCUGUUUCCGCGGGUGAACUACUUCGAGGGUUCGGUAUCCCUGAGUCCGAGCCAGAGAUGAUUGGGAAGGGGAAAGGCAAGGUCAAGCAACCUUGGGCCUACAAUGAUGGAGUGCUAUAGUGGACUGUGGCUUUUGGGGACUCAGCGGACUCAUCAAUGAUCUUUCGUGAAUGCUUUUGCUUUCUCACUGCUCCUUUGCCCUUAUCGCACGCCUCAUCGCACAACAUACAGUUAUCGGAACGCUGAUCAAUUAUCUCCAUUGUGACAUAUCAUGCAUAGUAUAGAUUGUUCAAGUAGCAAC